Monodelphis domestica (gray short-tailed opossum) is the source of this 3240-nucleotide messenger RNA. RefSeq names its product podocalyxin like 2 (gene PODXL2). The record is from RefSeq and is a predicted model, not a curated record. Lineage: Eukaryota; Metazoa; Chordata; Mammalia; Didelphimorphia; Didelphidae. Gene Ontology annotation, biological process: leukocyte tethering or rolling.
GCUAUUUCUGUGCCUGCUUCCUUCCGGUCGAGGCGUGAGGCACGCGGCCCGGCGAAAGGGAGAGGGAAGGAGGCAGGGGGCGGAGUCCAGUGUGAGUGACUGCUCGGCGGCCCUAUUGGGCUCAUCCCGACGGACCCUCCCGCCGCGCUCGAUUACGCCCGAGGCGAAGCUUCGAGCUUGCUGCGGCUGCCGCGGGAGGAGGGCGCUCGGACCGCUGUGGGAACCGAGCGGGGCUGCACCAUGGGCCGGCUGCUGUGCGCCGCCCUCCUGCUGGCCUGGGGUGUGUCCCUGGGCAUGUGCCUGAUUGGGCUUGAGGAACCUGGUCACGAGGGGCUUACUUCAACCUCUCUGUUGGAUCUCUUGCUGCCAAGUGGACUGGAAUCCGUAGAUCCAAUUGAGCCAAGUGAGGCCAUUGGACCAGUAGUUGGGUUGGGAGCCCCUGGCUCAGGCUUCACCAGUGAAGAGAAUGAAGAAUCUAGGAUUUUGCAGCCACCACAGUAUUUCUGGGAAGAUGAGGGAGAGCUGAAUGAUUCCACCUUGGACCUAGGACCCACUGAAGAUUACACCUUUCCCCUCUCACCACAAAAAGCAGUACCAGAAGAAGACAAGGGCCAGGACCAAGAACUCCCAAACCUCUCCUCUCCCUUGCCCACAAUGAAUCUGGUCGAGCCACCCUGGCAUAAUCCUCCUGAAGAUAUGGAUGAAGAGGAAGAGGAGGAGGAAGAGGAGGAGGAAGAGGAGGAGGAAGAGGAAGAAGAGGAAGGAGAAGAGGAGGAAGAAAGGGAACCAGAAAAGAAACAGGGGGAGGAGGCGGGAUUGCUUCCAGUGAAUGGAUCCCAGGAGGCACCCCAAUCUCAGGUCCCUGGCCCCUUUUCUACAAGCAGUACCCCACCUGACUCAGUGUCAGAGGUUUCCAGAAACAGCCAUGAAGAUCCUGUGGACCAGGGUGUGGAAGUGGGAAGCAGUAUGGAACCAAGUUUGUCACCACUUCCAAUCAUCCCAGCUACAGUGGCCAUGGGCAACCAAGGCUUUACCAAGCAGAAGGCAAUAGAAACUGUGGGGGUAACAGAACAAGAUACAGGACAUGCUAAGGAGUCAGAAGUCCAUGGGGGGAGAGUUGAGGAGGCUACAGUGGUAUCAAAAGGACGAGUGUUUAAGCAAGGGGAUGAACUCCCUUCAGUGUCACCUUCUGAAAGAGAUGUUCCAUCUGGGGGUCCUUCCCAGGCUAGUAUCUCUGCCUCUCCCUCCCUGGACCGCAAUGGCAUAGAAUUCACACCCUCUGCUGCCGCCACAGGGCAACAAGACCUCCCCCUUCAAGCUGGAGAUGGGGAGGCUCCAGGUGUACCUACCAGAACAUCCUGGGACCCAGCUCAGGUCAUCUGCAAAGACUGGAGCAACCUGGCUGGAAAGAACUACAUUAUCCUGAAUAUGACAGAGAACAUAGACUGUGAGGUGUUCCGGCAACACCGGGGGCUUCGGCUCCUAGCCCUGGUAGAGGAGGUGCUGCCCCGACAGGGGGAUGGGCGACCUGGGGAUUGGCACAUCUCCCUGAGCAAACCCAGUGAAAAUGAGCAACAUUUGCUGAUGACGCUGGUGGGAGAGCAGGGUGUGGUUCCAACCAAAGAUGUCCUCUCAGUUCUGGGUGACAUUCGGAGAAGCUUAGUGGAGAUUGGCAUCCAGAACUACUCCACUACCACCAGCUGUCAGGCACGGCCCAGCCAGGUACGGAGUGACUAUGGGAAGCUUUUUGUGGUGCUGGUCGUCAUUGGCUCCAUUUGUGUCAUCAUCAUCGUGCUUGGGCUUAUCUACAACUGCUGGCAGCGGCGCCUGCCCAAGCUCAAGAACAUGUCCCAUGGAGAAGAGCUUCGAUUUGUGGAGAAUGGAUGCCAUGACAAUCCAACAUUGGAUGUGGCCAGUGACAGUCAGUCAGAGAUGCAAGAGAAGCAGCCAAGUUUGAAUGGGGGCAGCACUGUCAAUGGGCCUGGGGGCUGGACUGUGCUGAUGGGGGGCAAGAGAGACCCUGAGGACUCUGAUGUAUUUGAGGAGGACACACACCUGUGAAUUAGACUAGGGGACCAGCCCCCUCCCUCCCCUCUGCCACUCCUAGGUACACUCCUUUCUUUCUACCCCAGGACUUUGGACCAGCACUCUGGACAAAACCAGAAUGAUAUUGCUGAAGGGGUGUGGAUGGAACAUAUUCAGGUCAGAAUAGGUAUGUCAGAGAGAGAGAGAGAGAUGCCCAAUUCUGUCCUGCUUUAGAGACUAAUCAGUAUUAUUCUGCUCCAAGCCGGCCACUAGGUCAAAUCUCUAUUCCCUCCUCAAAAUCACCCUUCACCCCUCCCUCCCAGCCUGGCAUCUAUCUCUGUGGUAGCCCUGUACAUCCCAAGCAGAAAGCUGAGGCCCCAACCUCCCCUUGCCUGUCUUGAUUGAGGAGGUGAGCAGCAGGGGCCCAGAGAGAAGAGCUCUAGGAGUAUCUGCAGAGUUUGUGCCUGAACCUAGAACGUAAGCACAGCAUCUUGUCAGGCUUGAGCACCUGGGACAGAGAAAAAAAGAGCCCAGGCCAACCUUCAUGUACUAUUCCACCAAAAAGUACCACCAGGAAACCCUCAUCUGCUAGGGGCCUUCUUCCUCCACCUCUCCAUCUCCCCAGUCUUGCUCUGACUAAGCCCAAAGCCUGGUGGGGAUCAGGACAAUGCAGCCCACUAGCUGCUUCUCACGCUUUUAGCACGAGAAACCCUCCCUUCCCCUUUGCUGGUGUGGAGCAGAUCCCGGGUCUGUAGCCCACGAUGAGGCUGCCCCUUGUCCUUUGGGAGCCCCUGUCCCCAAGGCUCAGAUGCCACCAACUCUUAGGCACCAGCCCACACGUCCUGCCCUGCCUCGUUUCCCCAGACUUGGGUUAAGGAAGCAAAGCUUCACUUCUGGCCACCCCGAUCUAUUGUGCAAUUGCCAAGCUGACUUCUCCCGUGCUAUCCAUUGACCUGGAUUUGCCGAGGGGUGGUUUCUCCAGUCUCUGUGGAUCUCCCCAGGAGCAGCGGGGGAUUGGUUCUAAGCUCUCCAGGGCAGGCUGCGGGCGCCGCUCCCCAGAAGCCAGCCUGAGGGUGGAAGCUGCGGGUAUUUAUUAAAGGGGAUGGGAGGGGGAAGAACGGGCCGAGGACAUCCUCUCCUCAUCCCCAGUCAGCUCUCCUCCGGGAACCGUGGAACUGAUUAAACUGGCCCUGGAUUAAGGAUGCUGAGCAGAAA